UCAAAAGGCUCGGUUUUCACCUCCGGUGUCGAGUAGCCGCCAUCUUUGUAUCCGUUCAAAUACAAAAAUAAUAUUUAUUUUCAUUCACUAAGUUGAGAAAAUAAUUUGGUAUUCGAACUUAUGUCCUCAGCCUGAGAGCAUUCAUUCGAAGCCUUAUCGAGAUGUCGCUGGUGGAUUUGGGGAAGCGGCUACUUGAGGCUGCACGGAAAGGCCAGGACGAUGAAGUCAGGACACUCAUGGCCAACGGGGCUCCCUUCACCACAGACUGGCUGGGCACAUCUCCGUUGCACCUGGCCGCCCAACACGGACACUAUUCCACCGCAGAGGUGCUGCUCAGAGCAGGUGUCAGCAGGGACGCCCGAACCAAAGUGGACAGGACCCCUCUGCAUAUGGCUGCUUCAGAGGGCCACACCGUCAUCGUGGAUCUAUUAGUCAGGAGUGGAGCAGACAUUAAUGCCAAAGACAUGCUGAAGAUGACUGCUCUCCACUGGGCCGCGCAGAACGGCCACCAAAGGGUAGCGGAGACGCUCGUCAAACAUGGCGCAGAUGUUCACGCUCUCAGUAAAUUCGAUAAGACGCCGUUCGACAUCGCAGGAGACAUCCAGAAUGCAGACCUUAUGCUCCUACUACAGGAAGGAAUGCAGAACCAGGUGAACAUGAACGCAGAGGCUGGCAUGACGGGGAGCUCGGCCCAGCCUCAGUUUAUCAUCCAGGGCAUCCCAGGGCUCCAGGGUGGCGUGGUCAACCUGGCGGACCUCCUCAACAACGCUGCCAAGGCCAACUCUGGUAGGCUCCAGGGGGGCGUGGUCAACCUGGCCGACCUCCUCAACAACGCUGCCAAGGCCAACUCUGCAGUUGAAUCUGAGGAAGCCAUAGCAGCCAAUUCUUUGGACCCCGGCAGCAUCCAGCACAUGGUGAACGAGCAAGGUCAAAGGGUUAUCACCAUAGUGACCGACCAACACGGCAACCUGCAGACUGGAGGGCUUGGUCAGCCAUUCUUUGUCACCAUGCAGCACGGACAACAGAUGUUGGCGAUGCCAGCCAAUCAGGUGACAGAGGAGGUGGUUGAUGAGGAACCCCAGCCCCCGCCCUCCCGCAAGAGGAAACUGGAGGCCUCGGCCAACCACAUGGAGUCUGGAGACACGGAGCAGUUACAGAGGCAGCUGCAGGAGGCCAACCGGAAGGCCCAGGAGUACCGGCAGCAGCUGAUGUGCAAGGAGCAGGAAGCAGAGCAGUACCGCAUGAAGCUGGAGGCAAUGUCGCACAGCCAUACCAAUGGCACCUCGGAGCAGGAGGAGGUGGUUGGGGGUGAGGAGGAGGUGCAGGAGGAGGUGAUGCUCCAGGAGGGAGACAUCAUCAUCAAGACGGAGGGGCUGGACUCGGCCGAGGAGCAGGUGACGCUGGUGGACUCGGCGCCCUCCCACACCGAGGUCAUCUCAUAAUGUCAGACAGACUGAUGUCACUGACUGAAGGAGAAAUGGACACGUGGACUCAGGCGACAGGCCAGCCUGUUGGUGUUUUCAUAGCUCUUUUGUUAAUUAUUUUCCUGCUAUGUUUUGUUUUUGUACAAUAUUUACUUUUUCUGGCGUUUUAUUUUCCUCAACUGUGUUUAUUUCUGUUUUAUUUUUUACAAAUAGCGAAGCGAGGAGCUGAAUAUAUUGAUUGAGGAGCAGGAACGGGACCUGCUCAGCCUGUGAGUCGGUAAGGUUGCCUAGCUGAAGAACGUCUAUGCUCCCUGGGAAAAACGUGGCCUCGGGCGCUCGCUCUCGGAUAUCUAUGGUGUCUGAGACAUGUCAAUGUUGUGUGGGGAAAUGCAUUUUUCAUGGUUCCAACAGCAUGUCCUAAGGUGACCAAGAUGCAGAUCCAAAGUUUAUUAGACACGUCCAUCCAUAGAACCAGAGGACAGGUCUGUUGGAGAGAACACUGUUUUGUUCAACUCCUUCAGGUCUCAAAAGUCUCCCUCUGCCUCAGUCUUCCAUCCAACCACCCACCACCAUGGGCAAUGGGAAUGGUACUUAAGCAUGCCCAUUUCCUAUUUCAAAAUAAUCCUCUUACAUGAGAAAAGACAGCGCAUGUAGUUGGCAACAGUCAUUCUCCGCAUGUAUUGGGCUCAUCAUUCACAGUGUAAUAAUGAAUUGUUUCAAAGUUGUGAAUGGCAGUGUUUCUCCUUUCGUGGCACCACGUUAAGCUUUCUCCUCUAGUUGUCGUCGGUGCCACUUCCAUAGUGCGGUAGUGAUUGUAGGUUUACUGUUGCACAAGCCACAACUUUCCUCCCGCUGGUGUUGACACAAAGAUGAACUUCCCAUCGUUUUAAUGCCCCUGUGGCUUUAAUCACUAGUAGCCCCACUCCCCAGAGACGGACAGGAAUAAGAGUGUCUCAUAAAAUUAACGAUGUUGAUACACCAUAAACAAAAGUAUGUGGACUCCACUUCAAAUGAGUGGAUGCGGCUACUUCAGCCACACCCGUUGCUGACAGGAUAUAACAUUGAGCACAGACAUGCA
Oncorhynchus gorbuscha (pink salmon) is the source of this 2502-nucleotide messenger RNA. Its product is annotated as GA-binding protein subunit beta-1-like. The record is from RefSeq and is a predicted model, not a curated record. The transcript is spliced from 8 exons. NCBI's taxonomy places the organism in Eukaryota, Metazoa, Chordata, Actinopteri, Salmoniformes, Salmonidae. Gene Ontology annotation, molecular function: transcription cis-regulatory region binding; protein binding. The coding region runs from base 162 to 1442 and encodes 426 amino acids. Gene Ontology annotation, cellular component: nucleus. Gene Ontology annotation, biological process: positive regulation of transcription by RNA polymerase II.